AUGAGGCUAGGCUUUAGUAAUGCAGAUAUACUCUGCUCGCCAGGGCAACAAGACUAUAAUGGAUGCGAAACUUGGACACCCGAAGGCCAGCAUGCCGGGUUUGGAGUUUUUGAAAGAGUAAGAGAGAGUACGGAAGCCCAGGAUUUUGGCGACGUACAAUCCUUCCCGGCGCCUAAAUGGAGCUCUAUUCGGACUAUUCGUCUUUUGUUCGAUGGAACCCGACUCCUCUUCGACUUUGCUCAAUUAAUCCUUAACCUAUUAUAUGAUAAUAUUACCGAUGAUUUCAUAGCCGAUAUUUCCGUCGCUGGCAUUCUCAUACUAUGGGACUUGUCGGAAAAGUUUUAUCUAAAGAGCGACAGCCCUUGCAUCAUAGUGUCCAAAACAUCCAUCUUUAUAGAGGUGGCUAUACCGGUUGGAAUAGUUGUUUUGAUGUACUUUUCUAUUUUGGAUAUAAAAGUAGAAUAUGAUCGGUCACUCGAAUGGUUUUAUGAUGGUUCCUCGGAUCCUAGUAUCCUUUUUCAAAUCCCAGUCGUUCUUCUAUGGGCCCCUAUCUUAAUUAUGAGCGGAGUGUUGCUUUAUCACCUGGUGAUAAGUUACAUACAGGCACGACGGCGUCAUAAGCUUCGGCCUAUUAUAGUCUUCACUAGCACGGGGGAUCCAGUUGCUGUUAUACCUCGACCUCGACCUCGGCCAUCUAACGAUUCAGCAUCGAGGAUUUCCAUCGACUCUUUGAUACAAACCUCUGAAGAGUCCGGUCUACAGGAAGUCCGGGUCCUCUAA
Messenger RNA from Daldinia vernicosa, 780 nucleotides. RefSeq lists its product as uncharacterized. NCBI's taxonomy places the organism in Eukaryota, Fungi, Ascomycota, Sordariomycetes, Xylariales, Hypoxylaceae. The transcript has 3 exons. The record is from RefSeq and is a predicted model, not a curated record. Bases 1 to 780 code for a protein of 259 amino acids.